UGUAGUUUUCUUUUUACUACGCAUCCUCCGGUCGGUCACCAUUUUGGGAGUCAAAACAAGCAGCAGCGGCCACCUACACGCCUCACCGUGGCCUUACUAUGGUUCACACAUGUGUGGUGGCAGGUUGUAAGAACCGACGGACGCCGGGCACCGCACUGUCGUUCUACCGCUUCCCACGGGACCCAGAGAGGAAGCGGCGCUGGGUGGCUGCGGUGAACCGAGCGGGCUGGGCACCGAACGACGGCAGCCGGCUGUGUAGCACCCACUUUAUCUCAGGUAAACAAGUCAAGAAUCCAAAUUCGCCCGAUUAUGUUCCUUCUGUGUUCACACCAGUUCCCUUCUUCCCAGACAUGAAGGAGCCAGGCGCCUUGGAGAUCCUGGACAAGCAGGAGGCGCGGGUCGAAGCUGCCAAUGCCCUGUUGUUCCUCCAGGGCCAGGGCAGCUCCGCGGCGGUCGGGCCGAGCCAAGGUGGGCGUCACGAAAAGGAGGCGCCGGAGGCUGCUGUGGAAAAAAGCGGGUCUUCUUCCUUCAGCACAGAUGAAGACGAGGAACACGACGAAGCCUCAGAGAGAGACAGGAAGAAAGGAAAGUUUGCCCAGAUGUCCGAAAUAUCCGUAAAAUUUGACGACAUCUUGAAAGCGCUGAAGAAGGAGAACCGGGCGCUCAGGGAGUCCGUGGAGAAAAUGGCCCUGUCUGAGAACGCUUUCAGGAACGACGCAGAAAAGGUCAAGUUCUACACCGGUUUGCCCAACUACUUUGUCUUAGAGACCGUAAUGUGGCUGCUGGCGCCACACAUGGACGGGAUGAAAAACACGAAGCUGUCAAAGUUCCAGCAGCUCCUGCUGACCCUCAUGCGCCUGCGGCUGGACCUCCGCAAUCAAGACCUGGGAUACCGCUUCGGGGUGAAAGUCGGCACGGUGGCCAGAACAGUACACCGCAUGGUCAACAUCAUGUCCUCUACUCUGGUGCCGACCGCCGUCUUCUGGCCGUCCAGAGCCGAACUCCGGAAAAACCUGCCCACUGCUUUGCGCGCAAGCCACCCAGACUGCGCCGUCAUCGUAGACUGCUUCACUGUACCCCUCGAGGAGUCGGCUUCGACGGGAAUGGAGCAUGGACAACAAGAGACGACCCUUCCUCGUGCCGAGGGAAUGGCGCAGAGUCACAGUUCGCUGAAGUAUCUGAUCGGCGUGGCUCCGCAAGGCGUUGUGACUUUCGUGUCGCGGGGAGCGCCGGGAAGCGUCAGCGACAAGAGCCUGGCCGAGGGCUGCGGGUUUCUGUGCAAGCUUCUCCCAGGCGAUGUCGUGCUGGCCUGCCGCGACCUGGACAUCGCGGACUCCGUGGCUGCCCGCGGAGCUCUGUUCAAAAUCGCCGGCAAAGGUGAAGCUCGCGCGAGAUCGGAGGGCUCGCCAGGGCCCGACGCCACGUCCGAGACGGUGGUCGUGCAGAGGCACGUGGAGCGGGUGAUCUCCAUGGUGAAGCAGAGGUACAACAUGCUCACAGGCCCCGUCGAGAGCCCCUUCAGCACCGCCUGCGAGCGCACGUCCAACCUCUCAACCUUUGAUAAGAUUGUGCAAGUCGCUUGUGCCUUAAACAACCUGUGUAUCUCUGCUGCUCCGCUUGAGUGACUCGUACAGAAAGCAAUGCACCACUUAAUGCUGCUCUCCUAACUUUUUACUGUUUCAGACUUACUGUCAUGUGUCCAGUAGGAAAAUUAGGUUUCUUGUCACCAAAUCCCAAUUCAGUCACUGCUGAUUCUAAAGAUUAUUCUUGAUCUUGGCACAAACAUUUGCUGACAUGUUAAGUUGAGGAAUGCAACCUUUCGUUUGGCGAGUAGAGGUGGUCCGCAUGUGUUCUGGUUUUCAAACGAUGCCAUUUUCAUACAUUUUAUACAGUUUAGAGUCCCUCUAAAAAAUUGCCACAGAAGGCUCAGGAGUGGGCAGAGCCACGAGUGAAGUCAUCCCUUCAUUCCCAGUUUUGGCACAACAUCA
Molecule: messenger RNA, 1988 nt
Organism: Poeciliopsis prolifica (blackstripe livebearer)
Lineage: Eukaryota; Metazoa; Chordata; Actinopteri; Cyprinodontiformes; Poeciliidae
Exons: 2
Coding region: 99-1625 (508 amino acids)
Source: RefSeq, a predicted model, not a curated record